AUGCCACCAAAAGGCUGGAGAAAGGAUGCGCAGGGCAAUUACCCCACCACCUCGUAUAUUAAAGAACAAGAGAACAUAACGAUUCAGGACCUAUUAUUUCCUAGAAGUGCUAUUGUGAAUUUGGCACGUGAAGUGCCACAGCAAAGCGGCAAAAAGCUGUUGAUAAAUAAAGACGCGUCAUUAGCAUUGCAGCGUGGUGCUACAGUCUUUGUUAACCACUUGCUCCUAUUUGCAAGAGAAAUAGCCAAAAGCCAAGAUAAAAAAAGCUGCAGUGUAGACGAUGUAAUGAGCGCUUUGGACCAUAUAGGGCACUCAGCACUGAAGGGUCCUGUUAGAGAUAAACUAGAUGAAUACCAAGCUGCUGUUGAACUGAAAAAAAAGGAAAAACUAGAUAGCAGCGAAAUAGAUGCUGACGGCGAUAUAGAUAUGGGUGGAGAUAGGGAAAACACGCCCGCCCAAGUGGUUAAAGAGCAUGACGAAAUUGAGGAAGAAGGCGACGCAUCACAGAACGUAGAAGAGUCCUCUGAAAAGAAACAGAAAACGGAGAAUCAGGAUGUAGACACCACAGUACGAAACCCUGAGGAAACGUCAUCCACUAUGGAAACUGUCUAG
This is a messenger RNA of Saccharomyces paradoxus, 612 nucleotides long. It is a transcript of the gene DPB4, whose product is annotated as DNA polymerase epsilon noncatalytic subunit. Bases 1 to 612 code for a protein of 203 amino acids. The transcript has a single exon. NCBI's taxonomy places the organism in Eukaryota, Fungi, Ascomycota, Saccharomycetes, Saccharomycetales, Saccharomycetaceae. Gene Ontology annotation, molecular function: protein heterodimerization activity; chromatin DNA binding. Gene Ontology annotation, cellular component: CHRAC; epsilon DNA polymerase complex. Gene Ontology annotation, biological process: leading strand elongation; heterochromatin formation; DNA damage response. The record is from RefSeq and is a predicted model, not a curated record.